Hermetia illucens (black soldier fly) is the source of this 1341-nucleotide messenger RNA. Its product is annotated as UPF0415 protein C7orf25 homolog. The coding region runs from base 65 to 1216 and encodes 383 amino acids. The record is from RefSeq and is a predicted model, not a curated record. Lineage: Eukaryota; Metazoa; Arthropoda; Insecta; Diptera; Stratiomyidae. The transcript is spliced from 6 exons.
AUGACAUGAAUUCAGCUGAUUUCGGCAUAUAAACAAAGAACAGAAAGUAAACAUCGGCGCCCAAAUGGAGAUUGACGCACAAGAUUUGAUCAAAUUAGCUUCUGAGAAACUAGAACUCGGGCAAAAUCUGAAAGCAAAAUUAUCGCAGUUCGAGGCCAUAGAAGGAGUACCAAAAACGAUCCGUAAAAUCAACCAAGAGAUAAAGUUCCUGCAAAAGGUCAUUUCAAAUGGAACUCUCAAGUUAAGUCAUGUAACCUGCAGCAAUCUCACGCAUUUUGAGUUUUUAGUGAAGGUUCUCGAACAGCAGAUAGACGUCCUUGAAGUAGACGCCGCUGUGAAUUCUGAUGAGCGGGAGACGCCGCUUCGUGUCGAUAUUAUCUGCGAUGGAGGUCGAAAAUGGAUAAAAGUCAAUGCCCGUAAUUCUAAAUCUAUUCAUGAUGCUGCCUUAGGCCGAGCCAGCUUUGGUGCAAGAAGUAUUUUUGAUCAAGCUGAGGAGUAUGUUUCAGUUGCUGAGAAAAAUCUAUGCAUGUUCAAACCACCAGAGGUUGUGUUUCAAUUCUGCAAUGACAUUGACGGAGAACUAAAACAAGUCUUAGAAGAGAUAGGAGUGACUGUUUGUACAUCGCUCACGAGGACAGAAAAAGAAUCUGAAUCUCUUAAUUCGGAAUUAUUAAAUAUAGAUACUUUAAAUUUGGACAUUACAUCAAUGCUUGCGUAUGUUAGUGCCCUUACGAAUGGAAGCAAUUGCUGGGACUUUAAUGAACCUAUUUUGAACCAACAAGCCGAAUGGGAGGUGCAAUCGCCAGUGAAACCAAUUUUAGACAAACUUUUUGAAGGGAAACGCUUGAUUUGUUGUAAAACUGCCCUAAACUCCUUCCAGGAAAUUGUCUCUAUUUUGGGCGGACCAAAUGAAAAAUCGCGAGCAGAGCAACUUGUUGAGAGGAUGGAAAUUUUCGAUGAUGUCCAAGAUAUCCCUGAUGAUCUGAUGGAAAUUAAUGUUGGUGGUAAAAUUAAAUCAAGAAGUUUGAGAAUUUUUGCUUUCGGAGUUGCUAUGAAAGCGGUCACUGUAACGUCAAAUGAAGGGUUUAUCAGAUCUGCUAAAAUGAAGGGUGUGAAAAUUCCUGUAUAUAUUAUUCAAGCUAGGGCUUUAACGGAAUCGAAAGAGAAGACAGCACGAAAAGUAGAAGACCGUUGCAAUCAUAUUGUAAGAGUUUGACGAAAUGGCACGCAAUGGGUUGGAUCAGACACGAUUGAAACGACAGGCAAUCAAUUGUAUAUAUGAAAAUAUUGUUCUUCUAUUAAAAGGAAGUAAAAUGGAAAAUGGUUUGUUGGACAUGUUAA